Messenger RNA from Diachasma alloeum, 1593 nucleotides. RefSeq lists its product as uncharacterized. Gene Ontology annotation, molecular function: DNA binding. Bases 1 to 1317 code for a protein of 438 amino acids. NCBI's taxonomy places the organism in Eukaryota, Metazoa, Arthropoda, Insecta, Hymenoptera, Braconidae. The transcript is spliced from 3 exons. The record is from RefSeq and is a predicted model, not a curated record. Gene Ontology annotation, biological process: DNA recombination; DNA integration.
AUGUCCCAAGAGGACAUGUUCCAUGAAGAGAGUCUCAUAACAAUUGAAAUGCCAUCAAGCAUGACAGCACAAGUCACCUCUCUGGAUUAUCAAAAUAUCUCUGACUCACAACCUAACUCCAAUGACGACCCUUCCUUCAUUCUCCCCGAUGUUCUACAAAAUGCUAAAGAUGCUGAAGCAUAUCUCCUGCCACCAACCUCCAAAUUAAUUUACGACAAAACCUACGAGAAAUUCAAGAAUUUUCUGAAGGAAAAAAAAAUACAAACAAUCGACGAACGCGUCCUGCUCGGCUACUUCCACAUGUUGUCAAAGCCACCUCAUUCACUAGUGCCUGGAUCUCUCAAAUCAAUCUACUCAAUGCUGAAGAAAACUUUUCUGGGGUUUUUUAUCAGGCAACUCAAGACUUCUACACACAUAACCAAAAAAGCCCAAGUACUGACAGAUAAUGAAAUAGCCAAAUUCAUUUAUGAAGCCCCUGAAGAGGUCUAUCUGCCAGAGAAGGUGGCAUUGAUUGUUGGCAUCCAUGGCUUAUGCAGGAGGAAGGAGCUACAUCAAUUAACAAUUGAUCUCAUUGAGGACCAUGGCACGUACCUCAAUUUCGUUCUUGACAAAACGAAAUUUAAUAAAAAUCGAGACUUCUCCCUCACAGGAGAGUAUUGCAACAUCGUGAGGAAGUAUUUGUCAUUAAGACCACAUGAUCUUCGCGAGCGGAACCUCUUCGUACAGUACCAAAAUGGGAAGUGUCGUCGUCAAGUGAUUGGCAUCCACACUAUCGGAGCUUUCCCCAAAAAAAUGGCCACUUUUCUCAAUCUCCCGAACCCUGAGAAGUACACCGGACACUCAUUCAGGCGCUCAGGAGCAACUGUUGCAGCUGAAGCUGGACUUGACUUUCUUUCUCUAAAGAAACUGGGAGGCUGGUCGUCCUCUAAAACGCCAGAGGGAUAUGUAGAGAAGACAGAUGUAAUACGAAAUAAAAUCUCUACUAAAAUCACUAAUGCCAUUCAGAUCAAAAGGCCUGCCUCUGCCACUGUAACAAGAACGCUUCCAUCGAUCCCACUAGUAAUUCCUCAAUACAAUCCAUCACUUCCAUCAACUUCACGUGAAGAAAUACUCCAAACUACAAAGAGACCAAAACCCAAUCCUGAACCUGUCUUGGAAGCUUCACCUCCGAGGGACGAUACAAUACUGAGGGAGAAUCCACAAAUUGGCAACAUCCUCCAAUCUAAUCUACCUCAAGGCAUCCAUCUACAUUUCGCAAACUGCUCGAACUUUAAUAUCUUUGCUCCUCAAAACAAAGAAAAUUGGUUAGAGAAAUAAGGAUUGCUAACAUUGAAACCAUUGACGAGAAGCUCUGAUCUUGAUAUUAAGAAUGAUCUGCGUACCAAAAAAUUCGAGUUACCAAAUUAUUCUUUCAUGGAUUGUUUAAGUAUUAUUCAUAAUAGUUUCGUUAUCAUAUUGUUUUUACAUUAUUUUUUUUGUUAACUCAUAAGUUAUAUUGUUCUAUUGUUUACUUAUGAGUUGAAAAGUAGAUUCAUAAGAUGGUUAACUCAUAAGUUAUAUUGUUGACGUAUGAGUUCAAAAGAAGAUUGAUGA